CCUUCUAUUUCUUUUCUAUCAAGUCAAAUGCCUUACUAUGCAUUUGAGUAUUCUUUAGACUCUAACUGGACUAUACCUGUGUUUAGUUACGCUGGUUAUAAAAACUUCAACUACUCGGUUGUAUCCGUUUCAACAAUUCCUAGCGCUGGAGAAUCUAUUUUUUUCAUCUCCGAAUUUUCUAUUGAUUCUACUUCUCAAAACUAUCUUCUAACGGUGCUUGGCAACGAAAUGUUCUAUGUUUAUUUGAAUGGCGAGUUUGUUGAAGCCCAACAAUAUCCCAUUUACAUUAAUAGGAGUAUUUCCAUAUCCAGUGGUGGAAAGCUUCGUUUGGCAGCUCAAGUUGUAAGCUCUGCAGUUCAUAAACCGUUCUUAUACGUCAAGAUGAUAGGUCAGCAAGAUGGCAAAUAUUAUCUUCAUUCCACUUCGAAUCCAAGUGCUUGGAACUGGUACGUAAAUGAAGCAAAAGCAGUUCCAGGAAUGAUCAACAUUACGAUGGCUAUGGAGACCAGAGAACUAUACGAAGUAGGUACUACUGGUGUGAGUGUAUUUAACACUUCCUACUCGCAUGAUCGAUGGCCUGUCGCUCAAACACAUAACUUUUAUAAAUUAUUUUCAGAAGAAAUUCAAGUUAUUGGACCAGGUGAAGAUCGACAGCCGUUUGGAACAUACUUCGUUUUCUCACAGUUUGAAAUUGACACAACUGGCAGUUACAAAGUAACCUUGAGGGCAGAAGAUGGAGCGUACGUUUACUUGGAUUCAAAAAGGUUCGCAACUAUCGUUAAGAGUGAUAACCUUACUAGUUAUACAACAACCUUAACGAGCGGAACUCACGUUUUAGUGGCUCAGGUUAUGAACAACGGACAAGGCAACUUGGAGGUUUUGCCCAACGGUUCAGGUCUUGGUUAUACUGGUUUUCUUUGUCGUAUACUAUCCUUCAGUAUUACCGAGUGGUUAUCUUUGAAUAAAGCUUCAGCUUUUCCUCAUCAGCAAAUGUAUCUUAGCGAUUAUUACCACUUUGAAGUAUUAUUUGCAAUUGCUAUUCUGUCAAAACUGAGCAGCAGUUGGGGACGGUUCCUGUCCUGUCAUUCCUAUUCCAUCAUGAGAGACAAGGUGCUUCUGAGUGGAAUGACUUUUUUUGGUCGACACGGAGUGGCAAAGGCAGAAAAUGAGCUUGGUCAGAAGUUUGAAGUAGACAUAGAAAUUAGCGCCGACUUGAAACAAGCAGGAAACACCGACCGUCUGGAGCACACAAUCAACUAUGCUGAAGUUUAUUAUUUAGUAAAGCACAUUGUUGAAGGGGAGCCCCACAAGUUGAUAGAAAGUGUUGCUGAGGAUGUAGCGAAAAGAAUUUUAUCACAGUAUGAAAGGGCCAUGGAUAUUCGAGUUCGUGUCAUGAAACCAGCUGUAGCAGUUCCGGGGAUGGUAAAAGGUUUAGGAGUGGAAAUUUAUAGAAGUCGACAAGAUUUUUUGAGCAACAAAAGUAACUCUAUGACCACUAAUGAAGAAAUAUCAUCUUGAAGACCCUUUUUCUCAAUUGCACUUUAUGUUUCUUUUAAAAUUUGUUGAGCAAAUUGUCUAAUUUCCCUGAGAGUUACUUGUG
Messenger RNA from Galdieria sulphuraria, 1600 nucleotides. RefSeq names its product dihydroneopterin aldolase. Bases 28 to 1518 code for a protein of 496 amino acids. The transcript is spliced from 7 exons. Gene Ontology annotation, biological process: folic acid-containing compound metabolic process. The record is from RefSeq and is a predicted model, not a curated record. Gene Ontology annotation, cellular component: cytoplasm. NCBI's taxonomy places the organism in Eukaryota, Rhodophyta, Bangiophyceae, Galdieriales, Galdieriaceae. Gene Ontology annotation, molecular function: dihydroneopterin aldolase activity.